GUGACGUAUGGUUCUGCUGUUCUGCAAUCAGACGGAGGGUGGAGAGGUGUGUGCACCACAUUACUGAACAUCGACCGCAUUCAUUGCUGUGAAGCGUGCACGAUACGGAGGACCAUGAGUCGCAGCAGGCUUUAUUUACAACUGUGAUCAUGUCGUUUUUAUUCCGGAGGUUUGAGAGCCACGUAUCACCGAACCCUGGACCGGAUCGAGUUAAUGCUACCGCCAAAAUUAAGACCUCUCUACAGUCACCCUGCUGGGCCGAAGACCGUUUUCUUCUGGGCACCUGUUUUCAAAUGGGGUUUAGUCGUGGCUGGAUUCUCUGAUAUGACCCGGCCAGCAGAAAAGCUCAGCUUGUCCCAGUCCUGCGUCAUUACAGCCACAGGAUUUAUUUGGUCAAGGUACUGCUUGGUCAUCAUCCCUAAAAUCUGGGCUCUGUUUGCUGUUAACUUCUUUCUAGGGAUAUGUGGCAGCAUCCAGCUCUUCAGAAUAUGGAGGUACAACCAGCAGCUGAAAGGAGAGGAAGUACAGCAGUCUUAAAGUGCAGCUGCCUGCGAUCAGAGCGGAGACUUUCUUCAGUGUGUGGCUGAGUACUGAUGAAGAAUGUGCCUUGCUUUGUCUUUUUCUGUUACUGUAAAAGCCAUUAAGGAGCAUUUUGCACAAAUUACUUUUUCCAAUGAACAAAUCAGACCUUUUCUAUGUGUGAAGUUAAAGGAGUAGUUCACUUCAAAACUCCCCCCAUCGACUUUCCACAGUCAUUUUUAUCCCUACUAUGGAAAGUCAAGGGGGGGGGCAAAUUUUGAAAUGAAUUACUUUCCUUAAAUAAUAUUCCAGAUGUUCCCACAUAAAAUUAAAUUAUUUAAGUUUUAUGAUGGUCCUUUUAAAACUUCGAUCAUAUGUGUGUUGUUUGUACUGUAAGCUUUUUUGAUUCAUCAUUAUUAUUGAUUUCUCAGUCAGUUUUAAAGAACUCUAUUGCACAUAAUGGUUGCAAUAUUGCAACAGCUCUGUAUCAAGGAAUGGUUAAUGAAAUUAAAGUAAACUUGGAUUAAUAAAAGAAGUUUUAAAUGCAAAAACGUUCUAUUUUAAGUUCCUAUCUCCACAGCAGCCUACACACUGAGUUUACAUAGAACCUUAAGGGUCAUUUGGUGCUUCCCACUUCCACACACUCUCCACUUCUAUAUGAGGAAUCAAAGGUGCAUGACAAACACAUGCUCGCUUGUGUGCCCUCAUUCUAAAUUAGAGCCCAUAAUUCCCUUUAAACCUGAUGUCGGUAUAUUCCACAUUCUGACACUAAACUGGUCUGAGUCAAGGUGAUGAAUCAUUCGUCUGUCCUAAACCAUGUACGUCACGCUUCACUUCUGUGGCCCACACACUUGUUGGAUGUAAACAGCAAAGAGCUGGAAUUUUAUGUCUGACUGCUUACUUGUGUUACUUGUAGAAGUAACUUUCAGAGACUUUCACUAAUAUUUCAAAGUAUCCCAUCAAAUCUUUACUUCGGUUUACCUGUGUUGAUUUAGCAGAAGCUUUUUUUAACCGAGGGAUGCUAAACACUGUUCUACUGUAGUGUUAAAUUUGAUUGUCAAAAGCCAUUUUAUUUGACUGGAUUUGCUGAUUCUAAGAUUUCUGUAUGCUAGAUAAUGAUACAAUUUUUAAAAAGUUGUUGGUUUGAUAACUAAGCUUAAAAGAACAAAGAAGGUCUUGUUUUUGUGUUGAGUGCUGUCGAAUGUUUAAAAGGUGAAACCUGUUCAUGUUGUAUUGUGUUUACACAUAUAGUAAGCAGUUGUGUGCAUAAAUAAAAAAGCA
Molecule: messenger RNA, 1800 nt
Organism: Triplophysa rosa
Lineage: Eukaryota; Metazoa; Chordata; Actinopteri; Cypriniformes; Nemacheilidae
Gene: mpc2a
Product: mitochondrial pyruvate carrier 2a
Exons: 5
Coding region: 214-537 (107 amino acids)
Biological process (GO): pyruvate import into mitochondria
Cellular component (GO): mitochondrial inner membrane
Molecular function (GO): pyruvate transmembrane transporter activity
Source: RefSeq, a predicted model, not a curated record